AUGGCUAACUGGAAUGACGAACAAAAAUUACGAUAUAUUUCCAUACAUUUACAGGAUGAUGCACAUAGGUGGUGGAUGCAAACAUCCACAUCAAUUAAAACAUGGUCAGCAUUUAUUACAGCUAUUACACAAGCUUUUGGAUCAACAAAGGUACAAGAAUUAGCAUUUGAACAAUUAAAAUGGUAUAAACAGACAGUUAAUCAAUCCAUUACACAAUAUUAUGAUAAAAUUAUGGAAUUAUGCAAAAAAGUCGAUCCUAUAAUGCCUGAUUCUUUGAAAUUGAAAUAUUUAAUGGCUGGAGUGAAAGAAUCAUUGAAAACGCAUGUAGCGUUACAAGAUCCCAAAACAACUGAAGCAUUUCUAUUAUCGGCAAGGAAGAUUGAAGAUGUAUUAUCACUUACCAAAACAAAUAAUGAAUUAUCUGACAAUGAUAUUACCAUUAUCAAUGCAACUGGUUAUCAAAAUCAAGUACGUAAUCAAGCAACAUUCACACAAACAUCAAACAAUAAAUUUAAUCAAAAAAAUACUGGCUAUGCAGAUGCAGCAGAAACUCGUACAACUUCUAAUAAGAAUACAACAGCUGGAAAUAACGCAAAUCGACAAAAUAAAUUCUCAAAUUUUACAAGAUCAACACAGAAAUUAGGUGUUUGUUACAAUUGUGGUACUCCUGGCCAUUAUGCCCGGGAUUGUACCCGUCCCCAUUUUCAAUAG
Molecule: messenger RNA, 711 nt
Organism: Rotaria sp. Silwood2
Lineage: Eukaryota; Metazoa; Rotifera; Eurotatoria; Philodinida; Philodinidae
Source: the annotation of a GenBank genome assembly